This is a messenger RNA of Gallus gallus (chicken), 1269 nucleotides long. RefSeq names its product coiled-coil domain-containing glutamate-rich protein 1-like. The record is from RefSeq and is a predicted model, not a curated record. The transcript has a single exon. The coding region runs from base 439 to 1107 and encodes 222 amino acids. NCBI's taxonomy places the organism in Eukaryota, Metazoa, Chordata, Aves, Galliformes, Phasianidae.
AGUCGGCGUGGGGCGGCGGCGGAGGUGCGGUGCGAGGCGUUCCCCGCUCUCCUCCCGGGCCCGGCCGCGGCUCGUCGUCCCCCGGCGGAGCGCUGACAGCGUGGGAGCGGGCCGAGCGUCUGUCCGCGGCGGCUCAGCGCCGGUCAAGCUGCCCCGCGGCCCGCAGCCCUUCGGCCAGGCUAUGCGCUGCAGACGGGCUCCGCUCAAGAAGAAAACGGAGCGGAUCGUGAAGAGGUAGAGGCGCCCGGCGAGGCCCCGCCGGCGGGGAGGCGGCACGGAGCAGCGGCACGGAGCUGCAGCGCGGAGCGGCGGCACGGCUCCGGGGAGCGGCAGCCGAGCCCGGGGCUGAGCGGAGCCACGCGGAGGGGCGGCGUCGGAGUCGGCGUCGGACCCGGACCGUCCCGGCGGCGGACGGGAGUAUGUGAGAGCGCGGCCGCGAUGCUGCGACGCGCGGAGCCGGCGGCCUGGAGCGGAGCGCGGCGGCCCCGCUGGGCGCCCGCCCGCGGAGAGGGGCUGCCGGGCGGCGGCUGUGCGCCGCUGAAGGGCGAGGCGCGGCGGGGCGGCAGCCGCUCGCGGUGGCCCCCCGGGCGGCGGGGCGGGCAGCCCGGCGUGUGGCGGAAGCUGCUGGGCAGCCGCACGCACAGCCACCUGCAGCACUCCUUGCAGCUGCAGCAGCGCUGCCGCGCCGUCCGCCGCUGCCACCGUCCGUACCGGCCGCGGGUGCUGCUCUCCCUGCGGCCCGUCAACUUGCUGGGCCGGCGGGCGCCGGGCAUGCGGGCGCCCCGCAACACCAACCAGUUCCUGAUGCGGGAGAAGUACCAGCUGAUGCACCUGCGCUCGGACUCGGUGGGCACCGAGAGCGGCGGGUCGGACUGCGAGAUGGACCCGCUGGACAUGGACUCGUACCUGGGGGUGCUGGAGAACGCCCGCGGGGCGCUCACGGGCCCCGCCGAGGACGCGCCGCCCCGCCCGGCCGAGCCCCCCCCGGCCGCUCCUCUCCUGGCGCAGGAGGACAGCCAGCAGUACUUCCCUUCCGAGGACGAUGUGCUGGAGAGCGAGCUCUUCAUGGAGAGGGACUUCCUCGAGUUCUGCAGCCGGAUCGCCUGAGCCCGGCGGGGCCGCGGGCGAGCGCUUUAUUUAUUCCUCGGUCGCCUCUCCGCGUUUUUGGCAGGAGGCGGCGGCCGCUUUUAGUACCGCGCGUGUGGACGAACAGCGGGAGCUCCCGCGGCUCUCUUGUAAAUAAUAAAGAAAAAACUUUUCUGCAGGCCA